Mangifera indica (mango) is the source of this 1146-nucleotide messenger RNA. Its product is annotated as B-box zinc finger protein 21-like. The record is from RefSeq and is a predicted model, not a curated record. The transcript has 3 exons. Bases 120 to 944 code for a protein of 274 amino acids. NCBI's taxonomy places the organism in Eukaryota, Viridiplantae, Streptophyta, Magnoliopsida, Sapindales, Anacardiaceae. Gene Ontology annotation, biological process: regulation of DNA-templated transcription; photomorphogenesis. Gene Ontology annotation, molecular function: zinc ion binding. Gene Ontology annotation, cellular component: nucleus.
CUCUCUCUCUAAUUAUAUUUUCUUAUCCUUUUUUCUUUUCUUCCUGUAGCAAUACGUUUCAUAGUAGGAAAAAUAACAAAUUUUGAGCUUCCGAAGGGCAAGCUAAAGAAGAUAAACAAAUGAAGAUUCAGUGCGACGUGUGUAACAAAGACGAGGCUUCGGUGUUCUGCAGUGCUGACGAGGCAGCUCUUUGUGACACGUGCGACCACCGUGUCCACCAUGCCAACAAGCUUGCCUCUAAGCACCAACGCUUUUCGCUUCUCCAUCCUUGCUUUAAAGACUUCCCUCUCUGUGACGUUUGUCAGGAGAAGAGAGCCCUCUUGUUUUGCCAACAAGACCGAGCAAUUCUGUGCAGAGAUUGUGAUGUGCCGAUUCAUACCGCCAGCGAGCACACUCAGAAGCAUAAUAGGUUUCUUCUCACAGGGGUUAAACUUUCUGCUACUUCUACCAUUUAUGCGUCCUCUUUAGCCAAUGGUUGUGAUUCUGUUCCUGAUGCUAAAUCUCAGAAGUCUUCACAGAAUUCAAAUCCAUCUUCUAGUUCGAAGAUUUCAAAUACAACAACAUCAACAACUAGCAUAUCAGAAUACUUAGAGAUGCUCCCUGGCUGGCAUAUUGAAGACUUUCUUGAUUCUUCUCCUGUAGACAACUUUGGUUUCUCUAAGAGUAAUGAUGGUAUGUUGCCGUUUUCGGAGGCUGAUUUUAGAUGCAAUUUGAGUUCUUUGUCAUCUGAAAGUAAUGGAAUCUGGGUCCCUCAAGCCCCAAUUCCUCUCCAGCCUGCUGUCUCUUCUUCACAAAUUGGAGGAGAAAUCAGUAUCGAGGAGGUUAACAGCAUGAAAAGCAACAACAGUAGGCGGAAGACAGACGAUGGCUUCACAGUUCCACAGAUCAGUCCAUCUUCAGCUUGCUCAAAGAGAUCUAGACCAUCCAAUUUCUGUCAAAAUUAGAUUACCAAGAUCUGUAAUCGAUCAUGAAGAAAAAUCAUGUUCCUACGUUUUAGAUGUGUCAUUUGGCCACCACUCUCUUUUCGUGGUCCAAAAAUCCAUCUGGGUUUUGUUUCCAUCAUUUUGCUUCAUCUUUUUCUUGUACUUGCAACAAGCAAACGUCUUUGUACAUAUUCAGGAUAUCUGCAAAACCUUUUGAAUAUCA